GUGUCGCGUUAAAGAAGCGCAGUGUUUAAAGUCUGAAAGGUGAUGCUUGGUAGCAUCCCUUCAACGUCCGGGAAGUGAAGGAGCUGACAAGGGAUUCUUCCCUCUGCUUUCUACCUCUCAAUGAAGUCAAUGAAGUCAAUGAAUCGACACUGCUAACAAACUAACGUGGAGCCGACCGCUGUCACCAUGGGAACAACAAUGAGCGAGCCCUGCAUCUACGACAAGCUGUCGGAGAGCAUCGACGUCUUGCGCCAGUCCGGCUAUCGUUACGGCAUGUCCGAGCGGGAGAUCGAGCGCUUCAUCAAGCGCAUGCUGGAGACCAACGAACCCCGACGUGACCCCCCGCAGUUCCCCCUCCUCAGGGCCACCGCCAAGUUGGUUGUUGCGCUGGGACUUCUGCUGAUGGUGGCGCUGGCGUUCACAUACCCACACAGCGAGCCGCACCUGGGCACCGCCCGCCCGGGAUCUUGCAACUGGUCGUCGCCGCUUAGUCACGUGCGAUUGCUGGCGCUGCCCAUUGCGAAAAAGUACAACUUACAAGGCUUCCACGAGUGGUGGAGUUCGGGCUCACCCAGACAGAGCUUGGUCAACUGCUCGGGUUGCGCCGAGAUCUCCUCUGUACUGGAAGUGCCAGAGAGCCUUCGCGGUACCGUCACAAUGCGUCGGGGGCCCCAGCUGGUCCAGUUGAAGGGCGGCGAGUCCCUCAGCAUUGAGCGGCGACAACUGGAGGAGCUCUACCUUGCACAUUCGACUUCCAUGUCGGUCCUGCUGGAGGACGAUGACGAUAGCGGCAAACACGACCUUAACACCGGCCUUCCGCAAGGGCCCGCCAAUUUCACCCUGCUAUGGAGGUUCCGCUCCCCGACUAGAGAGAAAGUGUUACGAUGGCUUUUUCCCAAGGCCGAACUCUGCCCCCUUCUGGACACCGCUGGUACUAUCGUACAACGCUGCCUGGUUACACACAACACAGAUAUCCACAACCAGGGCGUGAGGGUCCUGGGCUGGCUGGUGGUGGGCGAGGGGCUUCCGACACUGCGAGUUGUUCCCAUUCAGCGAUGCCAAAAGCACUGCAGCUCGUUCAACUUGUGGCUCAACCCCGGAGACAUGGUGUACGCCGACCCUCGCUACUGGCAAAUGGCGCUCUUCCCGGGACAAGGACAGAACAUCGUGUGUGACGGCUCUGCCUUUUAGCGCUUUGAAGGCGAAUGUCCCGACGUGGCGCCGGCUCGCCUGCCCCCGGUCCCUUCUGCUGAGGACUCCUCACGCUGCAAACGUUGACCUGUGACAAGGCGUGCCAGAAACGUGACGGCAAGGUGAAAAAUCGAGUCUUGUAAAAAGGCGGGAAGGAAGGACUCACUUUCAUUGUCGCCUUCUAGGACCGCUUUGAUGGUGUUCAAUUUUGCACAAAAGAGGAAAAAGCUGCUUUAUCUUGUUUCUUCUGUCUUAUUUAUUGCUACUGUUGGAUGUUUGACACAUGCACACGUCUGCUGCUUUUUACAUGUGUUGAAACGUUGCUGUACUUUGCAACAAGUCAUGGGACCAAAAACCUGGCUGCAAGAUGAAUAAAAACAUAAAUAUGA
This is a messenger RNA of Syngnathus typhle (broad-nosed pipefish), 1580 nucleotides long. RefSeq names its product linkage group 11 C6orf89 homolog (gene lg11h6orf89). NCBI's taxonomy places the organism in Eukaryota, Metazoa, Chordata, Actinopteri, Syngnathiformes, Syngnathidae. The transcript has 8 exons. Bases 187 to 1191 code for a protein of 334 amino acids. Gene Ontology annotation, cellular component: nucleolus; Golgi membrane. The record is from RefSeq and is a predicted model, not a curated record.